AUUUGAUUGAAUAGAGCAUUCAAUACACUUUUAUAGUGAAGAUUAUUAUUUUAUUCACAUUUUAGAUUGAAAUCAUAUUAUUUACUUAGUAAAGUUUGGAUAAAAUUUAAUACAUAAAUUAAAAAAAGGGUUCUAGGAUGUCGAUAAUUAAUAUUUCGAAAGAAGAAGAAUUCAAUAAUAUUAUAAAAGAUAUAAAACCUUCCUGCAUACUUUUUUCGGCUGAUUGGGCUGAGCAAUGUCAUCAGAUUCUUGAAGUUUUUAGUGAAUUAUCAACCAAACACAAAGGAAUAAAUUUUGUUAAUAUUGUCGCAGAAGACUUUUCUAAUAUAGCUUUAAAAAAUCAGAUUGAAGCAGUUCCAACUGUACUUUUCUUUCAAAACGGAAAAACAAUUGACAGAAUUGACGGACUUGACGUACAUACAUUAAUAGUUAAAUGCAAAAAUUUGGUUGGCGAAAGCAAAGAAUCGUUAGAAGAUCGUCUUAAAAAUUUAAUUAAUAGAGCUAAAGUGAUGGUAUUUAUGAAAGGUGCAAAAGAUGCUCCACGAUGUGGAUUUUCAAAGCAACUUAUGACAAUAUUAAAUGACACAGGGGUUGCUUUUGAAACAUUCGACAUUUUAUCAGACGAAGAUGUGCGCCAAGGGCUCAAGAUUUAUUCAGAUUGGCCAACAUAUCCGCAAGUUUAUGUAAAAGGAGAGUUAAUUGGAGGAUUAGAUAUAGUUAAAGAGCUUGUGUCAUCCGGUGAAUUACUAACAACUUUACAAGGAUAAAGAAAUAUAAAAUGUACUUUAAGGUUAAAUAGACCAGUAGAAUAAACUUUCUUUUUUAAAUAAAAAUAAAUAAAAAUAAUAAGAUAGAUGA
This is a messenger RNA of Condylostylus longicornis, 858 nucleotides long. RefSeq names its product glutaredoxin 3 (gene Grx3). The transcript has 4 exons. Lineage: Eukaryota; Metazoa; Arthropoda; Insecta; Diptera; Dolichopodidae. Bases 138 to 767 code for a protein of 209 amino acids. The record is from RefSeq and is a predicted model, not a curated record.